CUGCAGCGGGGAAGCCAGGCAGUCCACGGCUGGCCGGCAGUGCUGCGCUGCUGGAGAAGCGCUCAGCAAUGACCGAGAGCUCAGCUGCGGCAGCGACAGCGGCACCAACCGUGCUAGAUGAGCUCCUGGAAAUCACGGCUCAGAGCCUGGUGCGCACAGAGGUGGCUGAGCACUAUGAGGUUAUUCGAGAGCUGGGCAGGGGCAAGUAUGGCCACGUGAUGCUAGUGACCCACAGGCAGAGAGGGACUCCCAUGGCUCUCAAGCUGCUACCCAAAGCCAGUACCAAGCUGCACACCUUCCUGUAUGAGUAUUGUGUGGCACUCACCCUUGCCACCCACCCUGCCAUCAUCAGCAUGUUUGGAAUUGCCAUUGAGUCCAGCCAGUACUAUGGCUUCCUCUACGAACCAGCGCUGCACAAAGAUCUCAUUUCUAUCAUCAAACCCCGGGACGGGACCCCUGAGCCAGCCGCUAAGCAGUGUGCCAAGCAGCUUGUGAGCGCGCUGGAGUUCAUCCACAGCCGGGGGCUUGUGUACCGUGAUGUCAAGCCUGAGAACGUGCUGCUUUUUGAUCCUGAGUGUCGGCGCAUCAAGCUGACUGACUUUGGGCUCACGCGGCCCAAGGGUACCAAGCUCAAGCUGGUGGCUGGAGUAAUCCCCUACACCGCCCCCGAGCUGAGCAACACCACUGAUGCCCAGGGGGUGCCCAUUGACACCAGCCUGGACGCCUGGGCCUUCGGCGUGCUGCUUUUCUGCCUGCUGACUGGCUACUUCCCCUGGGAGCAAAGCCUGCCAAAUGACCCUUUCUUUGAGGACUUCAUGCUGUGGCAGGAGACAGGCCUGGAGGAGAAUGUGCCCCGCCACUGGAAACGCCUGACAGCUGAGGCCGCCCUGAUGCUGCGGAGCCUGCUGGCCCUAGAUCCUGCCAAGCGCAGCCCUGUCGGUGGGGCACUGCGCUAUGUCGAUUGCCCGUGGCGGCUGGAGGACGGGGGCAGUGAGGAGGCUGCGGUGAAGCCCUAG
Molecule: messenger RNA, 1016 nt
Organism: Pterocles gutturalis (yellow-throated sandgrouse)
Lineage: Eukaryota; Metazoa; Chordata; Aves; Pterocliformes; Pteroclidae
Product: serine/threonine-protein kinase SBK2-like
Exons: 4
Coding region: 69-1016 (315 amino acids)
Biological process (GO): peptidyl-threonine phosphorylation; peptidyl-serine phosphorylation
Molecular function (GO): ATP binding; protein serine/threonine kinase activity
Source: RefSeq, a predicted model, not a curated record